AUGACCUCCGUCGUCGCUAUCGGUGUUGGUGUUGCCGCGGCCGCUUUCUUCGGUCGAGCAGGUCUAGUUGCCCUGCGCAGAUACAGAGGAGGCGUCAACGGUGCUGGCCGUGCAUUCUACAAGGGUGGAUUCGAGCCCAAGAUGAACAGAAGGGAGGCUUCUCUCAUCCUAUCUCUCUCUGAACGAACUCUUACCAAAGACAAAGUCCGCCUGAACCACCGCAAGCUGAUGCUCCUUAACCAUCCCGAUCGAGGCGGCAGCCCGUACCUCGCCACGAAGAUCAACGAAGCAAAGGAGUUGCUUGAGAAGACCGUUUAAGAAGUUUCCCGUGACUACAUCCCGAUAUGACCUUGUUGGAAUAUCGAACUUCCUUUUCAAGCCAAAACACACGGCAAAAUCCGGUUUCCAGCGGAAGCCAUAACUACCCCCUUCGACCGGUGUAUUUUUAUCACAUUUCCUCGUAUAUUCUCUUCCCUAUUUCUAAUGAGGGUGGAUGCAUAGCGUUGGCGUUUUAAACUCAUGUUGAUUUUGUGUUUUCUUUGCUCCCUUUCCAUCCUAUAACCCUGCUAGCCAGGAUGAGAAGAACACUCCCCUCCACUUACUAUAUAUACCUCCUUGUAGAGACUGGCUCGUCUCUAGGUCUUCCUUUAUUACGACUAUCUAGAUGACUGGCAUCUGUCAUCUACAAACUAGAAAACAAUAGCUGGGAUUCUAUUUUUGUCUGGAAAUCAAACUUCUUCAUAGAAACUGAGUUAAAAAAAUGAGUACAAAGCAAGGAUUUUUCUAUUGAAAAUAGUAUCAAAGUAAA
Molecule: messenger RNA, 808 nt
Organism: Trichophyton rubrum CBS 118892
Lineage: Eukaryota; Fungi; Ascomycota; Eurotiomycetes; Onygenales; Arthrodermataceae
Product: mitochondrial import inner membrane translocase subunit tim-14
Exons: 3
Coding region: 1-318 (105 amino acids)
Biological process (GO): protein import into mitochondrial matrix
Cellular component (GO): PAM complex, Tim23 associated import motor
Molecular function (GO): ATPase activator activity
Source: RefSeq, a predicted model, not a curated record